AUGUGGGCUCAGGGGUUCAUGCGAGACGGGAAGCAGGGAAAUGCGGGGCGCCGCCCAGCCAGGCUGGCUGCUGACCAGGGGGACAUCCCGGGACUUUGGAGCCGCGUGAGGGCAGGAGCCACACGCACCCUGGCCCUCCUGCGCUCCCGCUGCCCGGCCGGAGGGCUUGGCGCAGCCUGGGGCUUGGCUGUGGUGGCUGAUGCCGCCUUCAUCCACGUCAUGCACCCUGGGCCUGUGGACUCGUGGUUUUCUUCGCAGUCGGCGUCCCCGUCCUGGGAGGGCUCCGCUGCCCUCCCAGCGCCCCCAGCAGCCCUGCGGGACGGUGCCCGCACACGCCGCUGCUCGGCUCCGCUCUCCAUUCCACCGCCUCCGCACGGCUCCUGUUCUCUCUGCGCCGUGCAUCUCGCCACGUUCUCUUCUGCAAAGCGCUCCUGA
Rangifer tarandus platyrhynchus (Svalbard reindeer) is the source of this 435-nucleotide messenger RNA. NCBI's taxonomy places the organism in Eukaryota, Metazoa, Chordata, Mammalia, Artiodactyla, Cervidae. The record is from the annotation of a GenBank genome assembly.